GUGCUGAGGGCUGGGUGGGCCUGUGUGAGCCGAGGUAGCCUCUGGCUGGGGACCAUCUCUGCUGUGCCUGCACCUCUUGGCCCGGUUCCCCUGUGUUCUGUGACUCCCGCAUCUCCUGGCAGCUUCUCCAUGGUUUGGAGUUGUCCCUGCGGUUGGGGCCAGGGGGCGGAGGGGGGGGUGUCUCUGACAUACAGCCUGGUUGUAGAUUUGAUGAAGAGUCUGACAUCUCUGAUAGUUUGAGGAGACUUACCUGAGCUGUCCUGGGCAGACACUUUAUCGUAGGGCAGGACCACUCGCCAAAUAGCUAUUGGUUGUAAAUUACAUGCUGAGCUCUGUCACAUUCUUGUUGUGACUUAGAGUUGUGACAUCAUCAGACGCUCUUCCCUCUAGUUUCUUAUACAUAGAGAAAAUGGGACCCAUAAUACUGUCCUCACCCAUAUAGUGAAUAAGGCAGUCAUGUCUUAUGUGCUCACUGUAUGUCAAGCACAGGCAUGUACCUUGUCAUCUCAUUUCUCCUGAAAACUGUAGCAGGUAGAGAUUAUUAACUGUAUUUCACAGAUACGGAAGCUGAGCUCACAAUGCUAACAGGUGGGCUGAGCUGGGGCUUCAGUUCAAGUCUCACAGGCUUUAGGGCGUACUUCCCAGGGAGAGAAGAAUCUUGAGUCCUAGCUCCCUGUGAUGUCUUACUUAUGUGGCCAGUAAAGACUUGCCCUGACCCAACACCAUCUCUUUUUCUCUAGGGCUGCUGCCAGUCAGCCCUAGACUAGAGGGGUAACCCAGAGAUUGGUCUUUAACCACUCCGAACUUCCACACAAGACUUAAGUGCAGGGUUUUAGGAUCAGCUUCUAAGACAGCUGAUCCUUCAGUUCAUCAUCCACUCAUUGGGCCUCUGGAGCAAGGUCUCUGACCUCUGUAAUCCCUGUUGCCCCCUCCUAACCCCCCUGAGAACAGCAAGAGGAGCUGUGGUUAAGGCUGGUUCAGCCAGUCCUUGGAGACUAGAACUAUGCAGUGGAGAACACAGCAGACUCUGAAUUCUGUAAUUUGUUUGAGGGUCUGUUUCCUCAUCUGAAGGGUUAUUAAGCUUUCUAAGGAAAGGUAAAAUGACCUUGUGACACCUGCUGGAACAGCAGCUGGAAAGUGUGUGGUAGUUAGGGAAGGCUUUGCUUUCAGAAGGGACAGUGGUGAUCUCUAAGAGUUCUUUGUGGCAUAAGAUGCUCCGAGGCCGUCUCUUUCCUGGAUCCCACAACAGGAAAAGUGUUAGCAAUGGUAGCAGGGAAGAUGCAGGAUGGACACUGGGCUGGGCAUCCCUUAUCCCUGGGGUAUAUGUGGGGUGUGGAUCUUGAAGAGGGCAAAGCAGUUUGCUUCUCUUCCUCUGUUGGGAAUCUGGAUGGGAGUACCUGGCUUGGGCAGGGACACACCCCAAUCUCACCUCUGCAGUGACGCAAUAUGUAUGCCUCUUCUUCCUACAGCUGCUGCCGCUCACCCCGUGUCCUUUGGCCGCUUCCUUCUUUGCUGCCCCUCCUCACAGGCUCCCCCUGUCCUCCUCCUGGGGCCCAUCAUGAAUGGUGCCCCUUCCCCGGAGGAUGGGGCCUUCCCUUCUCCGCCAGCGCUGCCACCACCCCCUCCCCCAAGUUGGCAAGAGUUCUGUGAGUCCCAUGCGAGGGCUGCUGCCCUGGAUCUUGCCCGUCGGUUUCGCCUCUACCUGGCCUCCCACCCACAGUAUGCAGAGCCUGGAGCAGAAGCUGCCUUUUCUGGCCGUUUUGCUGAGCUCUUCCUGCAGCACUUCGAAGCUGAGGUGGCCCGGGCCUCGGGCUCACUCUCCCCACCCGUCUUGGCCCCGUUGAGCCCUGGUGUGGAGACUGCACCACCACAUGACUUGUCCCUUGAAAGCUGUAGGGUGGGUGGUCCCCUGGCUGUGUUGGGCCCAUCUCGAUCUUCUGAGGACCUAGCUGGCCCCCUUCCUUCCUCAGUCUCUUCCUCCUCUACAUCAUCUUCAAAGCCGAAGCUCAAGAAACGCUUUUCCCUCCGUUCAGUGGGUCGCUCAGUUAGAGGUUCUGUACGAGGCAUCCUGCAGUGGCGGGGGGCCGUUGACUCUUCCUCCCCAGCUGGGCCUCUGGAGACCACAUCAGGCCCUCCAGUUCUAGGUGGAAACAGCAACUCCAACUCCUCGGGUGGUGCUGGGACAGUUGGUAGGGGAUUGGCUAGUGAUGGCACAUCCCCUGGGGAGAGAUGGACUCACCGCUUUGAGAGGCUGAGACUGAGUCGUGGAGGGGGAACCUUGAAAGACGGAGCAGGAAUGGUACAGAGAGAAGAGCUGCUGAGUUUCAUGGGGGCUGAAGAGGCUGCCCCUGACCCAGCAGGAGUGGGCCGUGGAGGAGGGGUGGCUGGCCUGACCUCAGGGGGAGGAGGGCAGCCUCAGUGGCAGAAGUGUCGCCUACUGCUCAGGAGUGAAGGAGAAGGAGGAGGAGGAAGUCGCUUGGAGUUCUUUGUACCACCCAAGGCAUCCCGGCCCCGACUCAGCAUUCCCUGCUCUACUAUCACUGAUGUCCGCUCAGCCACGGCCCUAGAGAUGCCUGACAGGGAGAACACGUUUGUGGUUAAGGUAGAAGGCCCUUCAGAGUACAUUUUGGAGACAACAGAUGCACUUCACGUGAAGGCCUGGGUGUCUGACAUCCAGGAGUGCCUAAGCCCAGGACCCUGCCCUGCUAUCAGCCCCCGUCCCAUGACCCUUCCCCUGGCCCCUGGGACCUCCUUCCUCACAAAGGAUAACACAGACAGCCUGGAGUUGCCCUGCCUGAAUCAUUCAGAGAGCCUGCCCAGCCAGGAUCUGCUGCUGGGACCCAGCGAGAGUAAUGACCGCCUGUCGCAGGGGGCUUACGGGGGCCUCUCAGACCGGCCGUCAGCGUCCUUCUCCCCCAGUUCUGUCUCCAUUGCUGCUUCCCAUUUUGACUCAAUGGAGCUGCUUCCUCCAGAAUUGCCCCCUCGCAUUCCUAUUGAGGAGGGGCCUCCAGCAGGGACAGUUCAUCCCCUCUCCACCCCCUAUCCUCCCCUGGAUACUCCAGAAGCAGCCACAGGGUCCUUCCUGUUCCAGGGGGAGCCAGAGGGAGGUGAGGGGGAUCAGCCCCUCUCAGGAUAUCCUUGGUUCCACGGCAUGCUGUCUCGACUCAAGGCUGCCCAGUUAGUGCUGGAAGGAGGCACUGGCUCCCAUGGUGUCUUCCUGGUACGUCAGAGUGAGACAAGACGUGGUGAAUAUGUCCUCACUUUCAACUUCCAGGGCAAGGCUAAGCACCUGCGUUUGUCACUGAAUGAGGAGGGUCAGUGCCGGGUCCAACAUCUGUGGUUCCAGUCCAUUUUCGAUAUGCUUGAGCACUUCCGGGUGCAUCCCAUCCCUCUGGAGUCUGGAGGCUCCAGUGAUGUUGUCCUUGUCAGCUAUGUGCCCUCCCAGCGGCAGCAGGAACGGAACACCUCCCGUGACCCAACCCAGCCCCCUGAACCCCCUCCAUGGACAGAUCCCCCACAUCCUGGGGCAGAAGAGGCGUCGGGGGCGCCAGAAGUGGCGGCCACCACAGCCGCAGCAGCCAAAGAGAGGCAAGAGAAAGAGAAAGCGGGCGGUGGAGGGAUCCAGGAAGAGCUGGUCCCCGUGGCUGAGCUGGUCCCCAUGGUUGAAUUGGAAGAGGCCAUAGCACCAGGCACUGAGGCCCAGGGUGGUGCUGGCACUGGUGGGGACUUGGGGGUGUCCCUAAUGGUGCAGCUUCAGCAGCUACCACUAGGGGGCAACGGAGAAGAAGGGGGCCACCCCCGAGCCAUUAAUAACCAGUACUCCUUUGUGUGAGAUACCUACCCACCCUCCAUUUUCCUACUCCUAGCCUUAAGUUGUGAGACUGGGCUGGGUAGGGACACCGAGGAAAAUGGGAGUCCCCUCCCCACUUGCUUCCUGACCCUUGUCAGCCAAGGGUGUGUAUGUUGGUACAAGUAGAGGUUCAAGAGCCCUGUUAAGUUCCCAGUUACUACACUACAGGUGCCCUUGCCCCAAGCCAAGGACUUGGGCUCCAUUACCUCCCUAAGGGGCUCUUAUGGUCAGUCCCAUCCUUGGGGGCUAUUUCCCCACUAAUUACCCCCCAACCCAAGCAAGGGUGAGGGGGAAGGGCUGUCAGUUAUAUUAAGGUUGUUGUUGUUGUUUUAAACAAAAUGGAAAAGCAUAAAUAAAUAAAGGGUUUAUCUUAGUUCCAUCA
Messenger RNA from Mesocricetus auratus (golden hamster), 4232 nucleotides. It is a transcript of the gene Sh2b1, whose product is annotated as SH2B adaptor protein 1. Gene Ontology annotation, cellular component: plasma membrane. The transcript is spliced from 8 exons. The record is from RefSeq and is a predicted model, not a curated record. The coding region runs from base 1286 to 3832 and encodes 848 amino acids. Lineage: Eukaryota; Metazoa; Chordata; Mammalia; Rodentia; Cricetidae. Gene Ontology annotation, molecular function: transmembrane receptor protein tyrosine kinase adaptor activity. Gene Ontology annotation, biological process: intracellular signal transduction.